Paramecium sonneborni is the source of this 2119-nucleotide messenger RNA. The record is from the annotation of a GenBank genome assembly. Lineage: Eukaryota; Ciliophora; Oligohymenophorea; Peniculida; Parameciidae.
AUGAAUUCUUUGAUUUUCGGUUCAACAAUUGAAAUACCUUAAUUGAUAAUUACAGAACUAAACAAAUUAAACAAAGAAGUUGUAGUACAUUCAAUAAUAACUAAAACAAAUAGUAAUGCACAAAAUUUAUACUCAUAAUUAAAUCAUAAUUAGACUAUUCAAUUAAAUGGUUUAACAUUUAUGAAAACAGAGUCAUUUGUCAUUUUUGUUGUCUCUAUUGAGGAAUGUCAAAAACAAAUAAAUACAAUAUUGUUAUUCUUAUAUGUUGUUUCAUAAUACAUGCAUUUUAUAGAAAAUGAAUAAGAAUAAAUAUUAAAAUUAUUUGAUCAAUUACCAAUAUAAUCAAUUCAAAAAUAAGCACCGAAAAUAAGUACUAAAUAUUAAAUUUUAUUGAAACAUUUUAAUAUGUCUAAAAAACAUUGUAAAUUGGGUGGAAAACCAAAAAUGAUUGUCCGAUUUAAAAUGACAGGCAUAAUGCUAUUGAAUCUAAUGUUAGAUUUUUGUGAGUAUAUGAAUUCAAAUAGGAAAAUUAAUGGUAAUUUAUUUAUUGGAGUAUUUAAUCGAGAAUGUUACAGAUUAUAUGAGGAUGUGAGAAAUAAAUAUUAUUAAUAAGUUGUGAAGAUUUAAUCAGAUCAAAGAAUUUAAGAUACAGAAACAUUAUUUAAUAAUUUAGUAGAUAUUUAAUAGGAUGUUUUAAUUAAAUUAUUAGAUAGUGCAGCAUGUUCAGAAAUGAAAUUAACAUUUGUAGAAUUUUUGUCUUAUUGUAAAGACAACUAGAAAAAAAUAAUGAAUGACAAUAAUAAUGAAAGUGAGAAAUAUUGUAAUGCUUUAUUACAAUCAUAUUUGAAUCUCUUUAUUACUGAAUGUUAAAAUUUAGAUGAAGUGAUACAAUAAAAAGAUAUAUUUAUUAAAUAGAAAUGGGCUUCAUUUGAAGAGAUUUUAUAAGGAUACUUGAAAGAUGCAUAAGGACCAAAUAAGCAUAUAAUAAAUGAAUAGAUUACUAAUACUUUAUUUUAAGAAUGUGAUAAAUGGUUUGAAUCUCUUAAUAGUCAUUAUAUGUUUGAACUUAAUAAAUCAAAAGUAAUUUAUUAAUCUGAUAGUUUAGGCAUAAUUAAUGCAAACUGUUGAAAAUUAUUAGGAAUUAUAAAAUAGAUUGGCUGAAGUGGAAUCUAAGAAAUUUGAAUUAGAAGAUAUGAAUUAAGGAUUGAUGUUUGAAUUAGAAAGCUAGAAGAGAGAAACAGAAAAGAUUACCAGAUUGAAGGAAUUAGCAGAAGAAUUAUGUUAAAAUUAAUCAUAAGAAUUGAAUUUAAAAUUAAAUAAAUCUAAGGAUAAAAAUAAGAAGUAUAAAGAAUAAUUGGAAAAGAUUCAAGAAGAAAAUAGAAGAAUUAGUUAUGAAUUGAAUGAGAAAAAGAAAGAGUAGAUAAAUAUAUUAGUUAAAGUACAGAAUUUAGAAAAGGCAUUAGAUUAAACAAUUUAAAAGUAGGAAUAAGAUAAAUUUGAAAAAGAAUUAAUAUCUUUAAUUUAAUUAUUUAAAGAUAGAUUAGAAUUAGCUUCAAGGGAUAGUAUAAGUAGUGGAUCAAGAGCAUCUACUGAUUAAGGUUCAUUUAGAGUAUUAGAAAAGUUAUAAUAAAAAUAUGAUAAGGCUAAAGAGAAAUGCAAAUAAUUAGAAGAUGAAUUAUAAAAAACAAGAAAUUUAAAUGAAGUUUUGUAAAAGAAAAAUUAAGAGAAUGAAUUUCAAAUUGAAUAAAUGAAAAAUGAUUUAUCAACUAGAUUAAGUAAAGAUGAGGGAGAUAAGUUGAUAAAAGAAUAAAAAUAGAGAGAUAGUGAUUUAUAUUAAGUUUUGACAAGUCACAAAAAAACAAUAGAGAAAAUGAAUGAAUAACAUUCAUAAUUAUAAACAUAAUAUUAUGAAAAGUCUAUUCAAUUGUCUAAUUUAGAAUUUUAGAGAAGUAAUACCAUAACUAUUUUAAGAGUACAAUAUAUUGUUAUAUUAAUAUAGGAAGCAUUGAAGUUGCAAUUGAAAAAACCAAAUACUUUGGUUUCAAUUUUAAAAUCUAUGCCACCAGAACAAUCAUAAGAAAUUAAAAAUAUAUUCCAUUCUGUUGGAUUGAAAUUAUGA